Fonsecaea erecta is the source of this 1011-nucleotide messenger RNA. RefSeq lists its product as hypothetical. The record is from RefSeq and is a predicted model, not a curated record. The coding region runs from base 1 to 1011 and encodes 336 amino acids. The transcript has a single exon. Lineage: Eukaryota; Fungi; Ascomycota; Eurotiomycetes; Chaetothyriales; Herpotrichiellaceae. Gene Ontology annotation, molecular function: hydrolase activity.
AUGGCCUCCCCAUCAACUCUGGAGUAUACCCCCCUCUCUGAGCGGGCCGAGAGAGUGGCGACGCAGCUGUUCGUCCCCUCGGAACAGAUCCAAGAGCGGGUGGCCGAGUUUGCGCACGUCCAGCCGCGCCCGGAGAACAAGGACGGCGACACCGAAGUGAUCGAAGGCGAGACUUUCACGCACCACUUUAUCCUUGGCCGCGGUGACGGCGAGGUGGUUCGAUGGCACUAUGUCGAAGCCGGACCCCAAGACGGCGAGGCGAUUGUGUUCCUGCACGGCAUCCCCGACUCGUGGUUCCAGUGGCAUCUCCAGAUGGUGGCCCUGGCCAAGACGUUCCGGUGCAUCGCCGUCGACUUGAAGGGGUAUGGACAGUCCGACAAAGGUGCAGGCGACUACCGUCACGAGGGUGUCGGCGAGCAGAUCUUAGAUAUGCUGCAGCUGAUCGGAGUCCAGCGAUUCAACAUUGUCUCGCACGACCGAGGCACGGUCCCGGCAGACUUCAUCGCCGCCAACCACCCAGAAAACGUCCUCCGCUACGCCCGAGGCGAGCAGCACCUCUUCCACUAUAACCCGAAACUCUCCCCUCAAGGGGAUCUGUUCAUGAACGCGCCAUACAACGGGGUUCUGGACGACGCACGCCGCGUCGUCGUCUGGGCCCACUCGAGCCUCUGUGUGCGGCCCAUCCCAAAGCACCAGGUGGAGCGGCUGAUCCAAGAAUUCUCCUACCCGGGAAUCGCAAAGGCCGUCCCGCGGUACUUCAACUCGUCGACGUUUCGCGCCGAGUGGCUCCAGCGGCGCAACCGUCUCCUCGCCGCGUGGACGUGCGCGGUGUUGAUCCUCCAGGGGUACGAUAGCAAGACGCAGCCGCGAGAGUUCUACGAGGACAUCUCGCAGAAACACAUCCCGAACGCGAAGAGUGUGCGUGUGCAACUCAUUCCUGGCGGCCACUUCUGGAGCCUCGAAAGCCCGGCCGAGACCACUGCCGCGUUGGCGGAGUUUUUCAGCAGCUGA